ACUGACCUUGGCUUGGAGCGGCUACUGCGAGACGGCAAGGCGGGCUGGGUCAUGGCGGUGUCAAACGAGGUCACGAGGCAGAUAGUGGGGAAAGACUGUGCUCGAGGGGCUUAGCGUGCUCGAUAUCUGGGACCAGAAACCGAACGAGAGAACCAUCCACCACGAAAUCAAGAAAAUGAGCAUCGAGGAGCGCAAGAAGCUGGCCGAUGCACUUCUAGAAGACGUGGCGGCUGAGGAGGAGGGCGAAGCAAAGCACCCGUUCCAAGACACUGACUUUGACAACCCUUUCAACACGUGUGCUCCCGCGGCCAACGGCAAGGUACUCAAGACAGACGACGGGGAGGAGCAUGGCCCUGCCUUGAACCCUGAUACUUGGGUGCCACUCACCCUGACGUGCCAGAGUCCAGUCAGCGAUAAAAUGUCCGCAUUCGACUUCGCUCUUCCGAAGCCCACGGAUCACACAGGAUGCUUCACCGGCCAGUAUGUGAAGGUUCGCGUGAACCUCAAGGGCAUCGAACAGGAGCGCUACUUCUCGCCCGUGUCGCGUCCGGACGACUUCGGCCGCAUCGAACUCGUGCUCAGGUUCGAGUCUCAGGGCCUCAUGUCUCAGCACUUUAAGGCUCUCAAGUCAGGAGACCAAGUGGAGUUCCAGGGUCCUUGCGGAGGCUUCGAGUACGAGGCGAACCAGCUGGACGAGGUGACGCUCCUGGCCUCGGGCGGAGGCAUCACCCCCGGCAUGCAGCUCAUCCGCGCCGUCAUGCACAACCCCGACGACAGGACCAAGAUCAAGCUCCUCUACUUCUCCGAGAAUUACGACGAGAUCCUGUACCGCGAAGAACUUGAUGAUUAUGCAGCCAAGGAUUCUCGACUGGAAAUGAUGCACACGCUGGGAGAGUCGCCUGAAGACUGGGACGGCGAGGAAGGCUUUAUCGACACGCAGAUGAUUGACAAGUACCUGACCAAACCCAACGGCAUUAAACAAAAGAUCAUCAUGUGUGGAGGUCCUACUAUGACCAUCUCGUGCCUUCACUCUCUGCGGUCCCUCGGCUUCCCCUCCGACGCCAUCUUCAUCUUCGGCCAGUUCGGCACCGAGCACGUGAGGAAGGUCUACGGCAGGAACGUCCAGCUCUCCGGCCACCGCUGCGACAGUGUCCUCUGAGAAAGACGAUCUCUCCGAGUUUCAAAGAAUGUCCUAAAAUAUUAGCGUUUGGAGAAGUGAGAGAGCACGGACUAAUUAACUAAUGAACGGACUAAUAAAGUCCUUCACUAACGUUUUGUAGAUCCUGAGAGUGUGGAACAUGAGAGAGAUUUUCACUCAGGAGCUUGAUGUCACGGCUAAUGUUGAAGAAAAACAAACAACGAUAGCUAUAUAAUUUUAUAGUAUGUAUAAAUGCACUUAUGCUUCUAAUGAAUCUACUGCUGGAAAGUGCCAAACGGAUUUAUGCAUUAUGUUUAGAUACUGCAUCUACUUAAGAAUGUAUAUCACAACUAUGUUACUACAUAUAAUGUAAAAAUGUCAUUGCACUGCAGAAAUUACUCUGCUAUUUUACAGUCCUAGAACUCAAUACUUAACAUGGAAUGAAAUGCAUUUCAAAACAAUUCCAUAGACUGCAUCAUUCUUUACAACUAAAAGCUCAACCUGACUGCAUUUACAACAUCCCUUUGAUGUUAAAAGUGCAGAUAAAGUGUUCCACUUUAUUUUUCCAGUUUUAAAGUAGAUCCUUGUCAGAGAUAUUUAGCCGUGGUCUUUGCUAUAUACUAAAGUAUCAGAGUGAUACUUUUUUCGAGAGAAGACUGUCGCUGAAUUCUUAACUGGUACUGUUGUCUGCUAAAAAAAACUUUUAUAUAAUAUUGAUAUAGAUUUGGUUUAUAUCCUGUAUCUCCUAAUUACGUAAGCUAUAUCUGCAAUUACUGAAUCAAAGUGAGUUGCCAAGUAAUAUUAGAAAUAAAUGUUAUCUUAAAAGGUUA
Messenger RNA from Penaeus chinensis, 1968 nucleotides. Its product is annotated as NADH-cytochrome b5 reductase 1-like. The coding region runs from base 176 to 1159 and encodes 327 amino acids. The record is from RefSeq and is a predicted model, not a curated record. Lineage: Eukaryota; Metazoa; Arthropoda; Malacostraca; Decapoda; Penaeidae. The transcript has 7 exons. Gene Ontology annotation, molecular function: acyl-CoA dehydrogenase activity; flavin adenine dinucleotide binding.